CAUGCUGCCACAGUGGGGAUGUGGACCAUGGACCUGCUAGUGUGGCUAUGUACGCAACCGGGAGUCCGACGAGUACACCGGACGGCGAGACCCUCCAGGACCUGCUGAAUGCUCUCACCAAGCCGCCGAAGUGGAUGGUGGAGACGUCGACUCCCCCUGGUGUCACUGACUCAUCGGUCUUCAACAACAGCCGGACUCCCAAGGGAGAGCCAACAUGGAGAAACGGUGUUGGUACGCACAGCCGUUGGAAUCAAACCCUGAAUUCCACCACGUGGUCACUCACUGCGGGAAAUACUAUUGUGACUGGUACACCAACAAGCACAGAUGGUGAGGUUGAAACUAGGACUAUAAACAACGCCACGGAAUUCUGGUACAAAUAUGGCAUUAGUAUAACCGUUGCUGUGUUGGUGAUUGUGGUGGUUGUUGUUUUGAUCAUACAGUGUAGAAUGGUUCAUCAGAAACGACUACGAACACGCCGACUAGUUGAUUUAAUCCAAAGUGGAAAGGUAAAACGAACCGAUAAGGCAAGAGAGCAGAUCUUCGAGAGCUUUCAUAGACGGGCUACAAACGAUUCCGUGGCUGCGAUGCUUAAUACUGCCCCCACAGCCCAGCAAGAGGAGAUACCCAUGCGUCACCUCGCCCACCAUCACGACGCGCCGCACCGGCCUAUGGCACCGGUGACUGGCCGGGGCAUGAUGAUGGAACCACUCGCCAGAGUCUACCCACUACGUUUCGAGCCAGUGUGUCCGAGGGAUGCUAUAAAGAACGCCAAUCUGACCGACCCAUACCCGUACGACAACCGUCGACUGUGGAACACCACUGCGGGUUUGUACCCAAUACGGGCACACAGAUCGGUGCUGUCUGAGCCUGCCAUUGCUCGGCCUAGCAGCAGGAGAUAUUCAUCCAGGAAUCGUAUCAAGAGAAUACCGACUCGAGGGGACUACAGACUGCCCAAGUUCAACCUCUCUGGCAAAAGAAUUGUUACAUCACCAGAGACGAAUGCUUUUCUGAGGAUGCGUAACAGGGAAGUGCGACAUCAUAGCCACAACAUGGCGUAUGCUGAACCCAGCGCAAGUACAUUACUCAUGGAUCUCAACACGCCCACUCCGAAGCUCGUGGUUCCCACCAACACACCCAACACGCACUGCACCGACUCCGCCGGGGAUAACGCCUCACCACACGGCCCAGGUCUGGACUCGGACUUCGGUGCGAGUGCCGGGAUCCCGCACUUCACCGUCUCGCCCGACGACAGCAUGAACUGCGACGAGGAUACCGUGUCUGUACGUGAUGCAAGCUACGAAUGGGAUACCUACGAUCCCGCCUACAUGAAUAGAACCGUCAGCUAUGUGGACGGGGCAUACUUCCCAGUGCUUCAUAGGAAACAGUAUUGGGUCUGAACUUUAAAAAAUUAUCAUUUAUACUGGUACAAAGAAUGUUUUUUAUUCUUUAAAAAUAUACAUAUCUCGAAUAGCAACUUGCAUUGUAAUGUAAUCUUAAAAGAUCCAGGCUGAAAAAAUCACACAAAUUAUUUAAAAAAAAUGUUGGUUCAAAAUAAUAAAACAGUAAGAUUUACUUAACUGAUUUGUAAAUAUUCGUACGUCACACUUUGCUCAGAUAUUGCGAUGUGUGCAUUACGAAGACUAAUAUUGGCUGUUUAAUAUCGAUUAUAAAGUACAGUACACAAACACAUCACAAAUAACACCAAUGUAUUUUUUGGUGCACGGUGUAAAUUUUUAUUUUUGUUUGUACUUCCAAAUACACCCAUGGUAUCAAUUUAAAACCCCUGAUUUUGCAUUGUCCGUUUAUUUCUUAGAGAAGGAAUGCAUUUUCAUAACACACAUGGACAAGCUGUUUCAAUUUUGGUCUAGGCGGAAUAAGACAAUAGAACUCUGUCAUGAUGCCUCCAUCUUGGUCGUGUUCCUCAUAUAAAAAAACAAUAAUGUAUGCUAAUAAUCAUUUUGCAAAUAGGAACCACUCUAUUUUGUUCUCGGCCUCGGUUUGGUUAUAUUGAUAUCAGUGGGAGCAAUUCAAGAUGGCUGCACUGUUGAAGGUCUAUAUUUUCAUACUCUUUUUUUUGGAGAUAUAACAUUCAUUGGUGGGUUUUUUUUCUCCACAAAGUAACCUCACUUGUAUCUUCAUCAUGCAAAGUUUCAAGUCCGACUUUUUCAUUUAUUCGCCAAAUUCGCCUCUGAGGACGAAAAGAAAAGAUGUUUUGCUCUAACUUCAAAUCCAUUUAAAUCACUGGAGAUAAUGAGGCCCGGAUGUGAGAAACGGGAAACGUGUAAUUAAUUUUGGGCAAUACUUUAGUGGGUUGACAUUCAAGGCAAACUGUAUGAACGGUUUUAGAUAUUUUAGUUAUUCCGAAGUUCCAACAUUGGCCAGUAGCCAGGGUCCAUUUCAGCACAAAUACAGCUAAGCACAAAUACAGUCUUGCUUAACAGAAUAAGGUUAUCAUAACAGCCAAAAUACCAUGUCACAAGGAGGCCCUACUGUCUUUGACUGGUUGUGAAAAUUAAAGCAAACAUCUGAUUAAGGCACUGUUGGUAAUUACUCAAAAUAGUUGUUAGCAUACAACUUACUUGGUAACGAGCAAUGGAGAGCUGAU
Asterias rubens (European starfish) is the source of this 2605-nucleotide messenger RNA. RefSeq lists its product as uncharacterized. The record is from RefSeq and is a predicted model, not a curated record. The coding region runs from base 48 to 1397 and encodes 449 amino acids. The transcript has 2 exons. Lineage: Eukaryota; Metazoa; Echinodermata; Asteroidea; Forcipulatida; Asteriidae.